AUGACUAUUAUACCAAAGUACGGCGACUGGAUCACCUUUCCUCUUGAGCAGCUUUCUCCUGUAGAGCUCGAGUGGUGGAGUGACAAAACACAGCAGCAGGCCAGAUACUAUGUCGACAAGUGUUGGUUUGGUGACAGGGUGGACAAAACUGAUAGUGAGGACGGUUACCGCAAGGGUCUAGCUCCCAAGGGAGAAACACUUAUAUUUAUUGCUUCUGAAUAUAUAGAACGCAGGAUGCAGGGGGCCCCACAUCUGAAGAAUCUGCAUCUCGCAGAUAUCAUGGAGAAAAAGUACAAAGACAAAGACGCCGCAAGGAACUGGGCGUUGUUGCAGCUCGAUGAAAAGUUCCAUUAUGGGCAAAACAACGGGAAAACAUUCAGAUGGAUCGUAUAUCACCCACCCGCGAUUGCUGGUCGAGAGCGAAAGAUGUAUCAACAUCGUUUCGUUGAAAAUGUCGCCCUAAAGAUCGCGAACCUCGGUAUCGAACUUGCCGGAAUAGCUGUCUCAACCACCACUGGUGCCGUGACAUCUGGCAAAGUCCAGGUCACUGGAAUUGUGCCCAUACUCACGCGCGUCAAGAAUCUCUUUGCAGCCAACAAGGGCCACGCACUACACCAAUUCUCUUCAUCCGAGCAAGCCGUUUCCGAUCCACCCAAGCCCGGGUCCCAAGACCCACAGUCUGUUAUCACCACCACGCUGUCCAACGGCACAGUAGCCAAGGUCCAAGAACCUGUCAAUAGCGCUUACCCUCUUAUCUCUAUGCAAGAACCAGAUGAGAUUGUUUUCCUAGACAUCGAAGACGAAACGCACAAUACACCUUCGCAAACAAAAGUUCCAGCAUCUCAGUUUGGAAAAAAGCAAAUGGGUGUAGGUAACCUUAGACAUGAAGAGCAGUCUGAGUUGGUGGCUCCGAGGAACAUUCAACAUAGUAGUCCUGGAUUUCAUAUCAAAAAGGAAAAGCCGACUUAG
This is a messenger RNA of Bipolaris oryzae ATCC 44560, 969 nucleotides long. RefSeq lists its product as uncharacterized. The record is from RefSeq and is a predicted model, not a curated record. The transcript has 4 exons. NCBI's taxonomy places the organism in Eukaryota, Fungi, Ascomycota, Dothideomycetes, Pleosporales, Pleosporaceae. Bases 1 to 969 code for a protein of 322 amino acids.